Molecule: messenger RNA, 2540 nt
Organism: Microdochium trichocladiopsis
Lineage: Eukaryota; Fungi; Ascomycota; Sordariomycetes; Xylariales; Microdochiaceae
Exons: 6
Coding region: 42-2468 (808 amino acids)
Source: RefSeq, a predicted model, not a curated record
GACCAGGGCAUGGUUCUCGCGACGUCGCAUUCACAGGCGGCAUGUCCCGCGCGUGCGUGCGCAAGUGUGCUCUCACGACUGGACAGGACGCCUGGUCGGCAGCAAGCCGAGCAGCCAAGACAGGCAGUGCCGCAAGGGAGGAUAUCCGAGUCUCAGAGAAGCGCAAGGAGCAGGGCUGGUGCCAGUCUGCUGUGACAGCGCUGGACGGGAGGAGCUUUGUCAGUGUGAAGGCCUCAAAUUGUUCGCAGGGGCAGCCCAAGCUCGUUGGCGGAUAUCGAACUGGCUGGGUCGAGAAUCUAGUCUUGCCUCACAUCACGACCAUCGACGUCGUCGCCGCCGAGCCUAUGGGAAUUGCACAGAUGUCAGAGAAACUUGCACUAGGCCCAGCUCGCUGUAGUGGCUCGGUGCCAUCACUUCCCGAGCUAGUUGAUCAUAGGCUGGUUUCAGAGCUGGUGUUUUGCAAGGAAGGGACGCAGGAUGCCAGGAAACACCUGGAUGUGCUAGAGUCCAUCUGGCUAGCUGCCGCCUGCGAGCAGAUCUCUGUCCUUAAAUCGCUACAGGGCCUGAAUCGUCUCUGCAUCUGCUUGUGGAUCGACCCUGCCCGCGCUCUCCUCUCGCAAUGCAGGCCUCCGAGUAGUGACGUGGGUGCCACACCGUGGUUCUCGCUGGCAUUCGUCGUUGGCAGUGCUCUGCGUACCACGGGGAGCUCCUCCGUAGUUUGGCGCUGGCGCUGGCCCGACACCACAGAGUCUGAGCACAAGCACCGCGUCCGCAAAAACCACUGUAAUCCAGGACCGUGGGCGCCGCGCCGGACUUCAGCCCCGUGCACUGCACAUGCCGCCGACCAAGCAAGCACGCACGUCCAACGACAUCGACAGCAGGGCGAGACAGCAACACCAGAGGCCGGCGAGGAAGGCGACCUGCUCUCGAAGAAGGCUAAUAUAAACACGUCCUGGAGCUACCUCGUGACGACAAGUGCGUCAACCAAGACACGGACCAAGAAACAGCCAGGACUCGACAAAUCCGCUUUCAAGGUCGAACAUGUGCCGAGAGACGUAAAGCGACGUUUCCCGCAGCAGGCAUUGCAACACUUACCAAGACCAAGACAAGGCAACAUCCUCGUCAAAAUGGCGACACCUACAACCGUCAUGGGCAUGCUGGGCCACCAGAACAACCUGGACGAGACCAGCACCGGCUGGAACAACCCCACGACCAUCCGCGGACUGACAAUCAGUCUCAUGCUGCUGUCGUCGUUGUGCGUGGGCUUCCGGCUGUACACGCGCUUCUUCAUCGUGCGAAUGCCCGGGUGGGAUGACCUGUGUGUUAUGCUGUUCAUCCUCACAGGCCACCUGGGCAGCAUCACUGUCUGCGUCUCCGUCAACCACGGCCUGGGCCAGCACUUCCUGCUCAUUGCCCCCGCGGAGGCGGACAAGUGGCUCAAGACGUUUUACAUCUGCAACGGCAGCUACCAGCUGUCGUCGUUGCUCGUCAAGCUCUCGCUGCUGCUCCAGUACCUGCGGCUGUACGAGACUGGCCGGAUGCGGCUCUUCACAAAGGCCAUGUUCUGCGUCGUGCUCGCCUGGGGCCUCGUCUUUGCCUCACUGGCGUGGAUCCCGUGCAACCCCGUCAGCGACUACUGGACCUGGGGCCGCGAGCGCAACUGCUGGGGGUUUGGGGCCGACAACCUCGAGCACUUUGUGGCCACGUACACGACGCAGGCGGCGUCCAACAUGUUCUUCGACAUUGUGGUGCUCUGCAUCCCGCUGCCAAAGUACUUCAGCAAGGACAUUAACCGGCAGACGCGCGGGGGCCUGGCGGGCCUGUUCGCACUCGGGGCGCUCGUCAUCGGGGCGUCCAUCUGGCGGUUCGGGGACAUGGUGGCGCACCGGGCGACGACGUGGCCGACGUUUGACCCGACGUGGUACGGGAGCAGCGCCAUCUGCCUGGGCAUCAUCGAGGUCAACCUGGCCAUCAUCUGCGCGUCGAUCCCCGUCUUCUGGCCCACCCUGAGCAAGGCCCUGAUGGGCACCAUCUUUGUGACCCAGGAGGUCAAGAUCACGCGGCACAUGCGCUACUCGACUGACGCCGAGCGCGACGACGAGAUUGAGCUGCAGCGGUCAAAGUCUGGCGGCACCGAACAUCAAAGUCCGCCCAGCAUCACCACGCGCAGCAGCCACCGCCGCGGCAGCAAGCAUCACCAUCAACACCACCACGGGGACAACAGCUCACGGCGGAGCAUCAUCAGCCGGACUGGCAGCGAGGCGAGCCAGGAGGAGGACCGCGAGGCGGCGGCCGAGAUGGCCGAGAAGGGCAGCGUCAUGAGCGCGACGGUCGUGCACUACAUGGACGACUAUGUCAUGGCGCAGGUCGACCCGCUGCAGAGCGCAAAGACGCCCUUUGCCCAUGUCGUUGGGGCGAGGUCGGAGCGCGAUCCAAAGCGGAGAGGGUCCUCGCCGAGGUUGACAUGACGUACUGGGCCAUUUCUGCUUAUAGUUGUAAUACAUUUAAUUCAUUCUACAUGAAGCUUGGUUGUGAACCAC